Molecule: messenger RNA, 1419 nt
Organism: Centropristis striata (black sea bass)
Lineage: Eukaryota; Metazoa; Chordata; Actinopteri; Perciformes; Serranidae
Gene: syt5a
Product: synaptotagmin Va
Exons: 8
Coding region: 1-1215 (404 amino acids)
Biological process (GO): synaptic vesicle endocytosis; regulation of dopamine secretion; cellular response to calcium ion
Cellular component (GO): dense core granule; axon; synaptic vesicle membrane
Molecular function (GO): phosphatidylserine binding; syntaxin binding; calcium-dependent phospholipid binding
Source: RefSeq, a predicted model, not a curated record
AUGCGUCUGGUGGGCGUGGUCGGGUCGCGGCUCCGCCGGGCAGCCGAGGAGGAGGAGAGGGAGCCCGCCCCUCCCCCCUCCCACCGCUCCAACCAUCAGUUUGCCAGCAUGAAGAACAAGUUCUUCAAUGAGCUCACACACCUGCCAAUGCCCAUGUGGGCAGUGGGAGCCAUUGUGGUUGUGGUCCUUGCCCUUAUCGCCUGCAUGGGAUUCUGCAUCUACAAGAAGUGUGGCCAGGGCAAAAAGCCCAAGAAGGCCCGUGAGAGGAAGGGUGGAGGACGAGGGCGCAGGAAGAAGGACAAGGAGGGAGAGGAAGGAGACGAUAAAAAGGAGGGCGAGGAAGGGAAGGAGGAGGAGGAGAAGGAGAACUUUGGCAAACUGGAGUUCUCACUGGACUAUAACUUUACUGACAACCAGCUGAUAGUCGGCAUCCUGCAGGCUCAGGACCUGGCAGCCAUGGACAUGGGCGGGACCUCAGACCCCUACGUCAAGGUCUACAUGCUGCCGGACAAGAAGAAGAAGUUUGAGACCAAAGUCCAGCGCAAGAACCUCUGUCCUGUCUUCAAUGAGACCUUCACAUUUAAGAUACCUUAUAGUGAGCUGGGUGGUCAGACUCUGGUGCUGCAGGUGUUUGACUUUGACCGUUUUGGAAAGCAUGACGUCAUCGGUGAGAUCAAGAUCCCCAUGAACAGUAUCGACCUUGGACAGCCAAUACACGAAUGGAGGGAUUUGGUUGGAGGAGAGAAAGAAGAGCAAGAGAAGCUCGGUGAUAUCUGCAUUUCCCUCCGUUACGUCCCAACGGCCGGUAAACUAACAGUUAACAUCAUGGAAGCAAAGAACCUGAAAAAGAUGGAUGUUGGAGGACUUUCAGAUCCCUUUGUUAAGGUGGUGCUGCAGCACAAUGGGAAGCGACUGAAGAAGAAGAAGACAUCAGUAAAACAAAACACCUUGAAUCCUUAUUUCAAUGAGAGCUUUAGCUUCGAGAUACCCUUCUCUCAGAUCCAGAAAGUCCAGGUGCUGAUAACUGUGUACGACUACGACAAGCUGGGCAGCAACGAUGCCAUUGGGAAGUGCUGGAUCGGCUACGGCGCCUCGGGUGUCGGGUUACGUCACUGGUCAGACAUGCUGGCCAAUCCCAGGCGUCCAGUGGCCCAGUGGCACACGUUGUUGCCAGAGGAGGAGGUGGAUGCUGCUCUGAAGGCCCCCAUCCGCUAAACACACUUACACACAUAUUAUACACCAUCGUCUGCAUAGGAGGGUAUUUUUUCAUUUGAAACCAAACGUUAUGAAAUGACCUCCAACUUGAAUAGUAAUUUAAUGUGCUUCAGUUUCACAUCAUCAUUCAUUUUUUGCAAUACUUCAUUUGGGGAUGGCAUAAUGUGACUACAUGUGUGCACACACAUUAUGUUUAUUCGUAAC